UUGAUUUUAGGACAGACCAUGAAAAAGGAACGAAAUCAGAAAUACUAGUAGUCGCCAGGUGGCGCCCGCGAGCCGUCUUGCUUACUGAAGCCUGCAUUUCGCCGAAGAAGACAUUUUUCCCUGCAUACAAACUUUAUUCGAAUCACACUUUCAGCGGAGUUUUGGGAUGAAACUGCGAAAUAAAGCAGAAAAAUAAGCACUCGUUAGGCAGUGGCGACAAAAGUGAAAACAGAAUUUGUCAUGUAGUUAUAAAUUUGAGGGGAAAUGAAAUAAAAAGGGGAAGCAGCGACAAACGAAAUAAACUGAGUAAGCGAGAUGUGCUUUCAAUCAGGAAGCAAAAGACGAGAACGACCAGCACAUUCCGAAGCAAGUUUAUUUCAACGUUUCCGACUUGCUACGGAGAAAAGUCACUUCUAAAAGGAUGUUGUUCCUGUGGCUGCUGAUUUCCUGCUCACCACACGGGGGCGACGCCUCCCCUAUAAGUUGCUACAACGACCGGGGAGAAGCCACCGACUGGUUUUACAUGUACAAGCUGCCCAAGGAGCACGGCACCGCGUCGGGUUUGAGGUACUUUCUGUUGGACCGGGGAGGCGCGGAUUGGGCGCCCGGGCAGGGCGACAUUAAUGACACGUCGGGAGCUCUCGGCAGGACGCUGGGGCAACUCUACACCCAGAAGACGGAAGUAGCGUACAUUCUUUACAACGACCAGGAGCCGCAGCCGCCGCCGCUUCGCCCCAUCCACCACCGAGGAGGACACACAAAAGGCGUGCUUCUGCUGGACACCACGCAGGGUUUCUGGUUGAUCCACAGCACCCCCUAUUUCCCCGCCUCGCCACGAGCGAUGGGAGGCUACAGCUACCCCGACAGCGGCGUCCAUUACGGACAGAACUUCCUGUGUGUCACCUUCCCGCUAAAGAGCUUCCAAACCAUCGGCGAGCAGCUGCAAAUCAACCAGCCCAACGUCUACAGCUGCGACGUCCCGCCGUCGUUUGCGGCGGCCGUUCCCGCUCUGGCCGCCGCGUGCCAUAAAAACGGGACGUGGGUCCCUCCCGCUAAUCGUAGCGUGGCGCUGACGUCCGUAGGCGGCACCCGCUUUGUCGACUUCGCCAAAGGAGCCGCUUUCAACGACGACCUCUACCAUUCCUGGGUGGCCCCUGCCUUGCGGUCAGACCUCCUGGUGCAGUACUGGAACCGCUCGGGCGGCAUCCUGCCGUCCGACUGCAGCCUCGGUUGGAAGGUGCUGGGCGUCACUCGCGUCUCGCCCUCCGGGUCGCCGGCCUACAACCACACCAAGGACCACUCCAAGUGGGCCGUCAGCCUCGGGCCGGCGGUGUUCGACUCCGAAGGUGGAGGCUGGCUGUGCGUGGGCGACAUCAACCGCAACAGAGCGGAGGAGAAGCGAGGCGGCGGCACGCUUUGUCAACGAGACGCCGCCGUCUGGAAAGCGUACCGGACCGCCGCGGUGGACUUUCAGCCGUGCGGGUCCGCUUCUUGACCGCGACGUCCUCGCUUGUGCGGUCCACGUCAAAAAUUCAACAGGGAUUCGCAUUCGGUCAAUCGCACCUGUGCCUCACGUCUUUUUUUUUAGGGAUGUAGGUAAAACAGAACCACAAAAUUUGGAGACUUUAUACCUAUAGAGCCUACCCACGUACCACGUGCUCGCUGUAUGGUUCCGCCCACUUGUCCGUCAAAACAUAGUGUUAACCUAUUACGGCUACGUACAUUUCUCCUAUUUACGGCGUGUUUUUCUGCUCCUUAACAUUAAUAAUUAAAAUGGUGAAGGCGUGUGUGGCUGUUGGUUGCACUAACAGAGAAGAUGGAAGGAGAGACUUGAAGUUUUACCGUAUUCCGAGGGAUCCAAAGAGGAGAGCGAAAUCGACGGCUGCAAUUCGAUGUGAAAACUGGACACCAAAAAAUCACCACAGACUAUGUAGUAGUCAUUUUAUAUCCGGUAAGAUGCAUUUAAUAUAUAUUUAGAGGGUUUUGACCUGACAACCACAAUUAAGAUCAUUGCUAGGCUAAUCGCCGACAACAUACGACGUAGUACGACAUAGUUUCAAAUUCAAGAUGUUUGUGACUUCCCUUUCUUCCACCAUCGUUAUUUUUUGAAUAAUAUUUAGCUGGUACCAAGUAAAAGAAACUGGCCUCGUCUACGGGGCUGACAAAUAACCACAAUUAAGAUCAUUGCUAGGCUAAUCGCCGACAACAUACACGUAUGUAUGUAGUGAGUGCUAUCGCUAAACCAUAUAAACAUUAAAAGCCUUAACUCCAUUGACAAACGACAUGAAAUACAUUAGACUUGACAGUGGAUGUUAGCAAUAACAAAAGAAUUCGAAUUGAAAAUUUCGUAACUCACCUUUCCAAGCACAAGAUAGAUUCCUGCCAAACGAGGACCUGUUUCACCCAACCAGCAACGAAGUAUUUAUAAGUGUCCAAGCUCUUGAAGUUUUUUGUGAGAAUAGGCUGAUUUUGUGUGGACAAGAUCAUUGUAAAUAUCAGCGUAGCAGAUGUCAGGCAGACAGGACGAAGACAGUGGGUCGAAAAACAUCGAUUUGGGCAUCAAAUAUGGAUCUGGCGACUGUAUAGAACGAAGCUUUUCCUCAUAACGCCUUUUAUGCAACAGAUCCAGUGAGUUUGCGGCAUCAGAAAGCACCGGGUCUUCCAUGAAAUGCAUUUUAAAUUCCGCCAUCAAUUGAAAACAAUGCUAAUACAGAGUCAAAAUGACGGACAAGUGGGCGGAACCAUACAGCGAGCACGUGGUACGUGGGUAGGCUCUAUAGUGCACUUUAACAUUAAGGAAAAAAAGUAUUUUGAACCACUGUGUGUGGCGAAUGGAAAGAUUUGUAGGAAUAAAAAUGAACAUAUAUAAUUUGUAGGGGAACAAUAUCAAUGAGUGAAAAUACAGCUAUAAAAAAUAUGAGAUGUUGAUCUUUUUUUAUUCUUUGUAUCCCAACCAUACAGGAUAAUAUAUCAUUUGAAAUAUUGAAUAAAAAACAUGUCAAAAAAUAAGGCUGCUCUGGAAACCUUUUACAAAAGAUACACUCGCCUCUGCCAAUGAGAGAGAGAGAGGCGUCACCGGCGAGUUGACAUUUUUAAGUCCACCUUCCAAAGAAUGGCUACAAGUACAGAACAUUUCGAGAAACUGCAUGUCAUAAUAGCUAAAACAAAAUCGGAAAGGGAAUGAGGUCCAAGCAAAAAAAAAAAAAAAAAAUUCAAUGAAAAACAAUUGAAAUAAAUAUUCAUUUUAAAAAAGGAAAAAACAUAAUUCCCCCCCAAAAAUUCUAUUUAACAAUAGGAGGGGGGAAACUUAUAAAUAACAAAAUAUGGAAGUAUAAAUGAUGCAUUUUUCCAAUUAAAAUUGAACAGUAAACACAUAUUUUUUUAAAAUAUAGAGUAAAAAAAAAACAUACACUCCUUUUUUGAAUUAAUAUAUACGCUUAUUUCAGGCAAAAUUGUGUUUUUCCUAAUAAACGUUAAUUUUAAAAAAUAAGGCCAUUUUUUCAAGGCAAGUCAUAUAUAUUAAAUGGAAUGUUCAGAAUUUUUGACAUCAGGCUUAAUCUUCCAGUUAGCGAGGGUUUAAUGCAAUACUGCAACGAUUAAUCAAUCAACUCAAGUAAUUUGAUUGGAAAAAAGCUUCAAAUCAAAUUUUGCUGCUUCGAGUAUUUGUUGAAUUAGUGGUGGUGUCAUGGUUUGUUUUGAAAGUGUUUGCAUUUAGUUUUAUUGAUUUAGGUGGAUACACUGCCCUCUGGUGGCAACAGUGAAUAUGACAUAACUUAUUUCACAUAGCAGUAUCCAGCUGCUCCCUGUUAAGACAAACUUAAGUUUUUGUUUGAGCUAAUGUAGUGGUUCUUAACCUUGCUAAAGGUACCGAACCCCACAAGUUUCACUUGUGCAUUCACCGAACACUUCAGAACUGGAUAAAAAUAAAUAAUUACUUCAGAACUGGAUAAAAAUAAAUAAUAAUUAAAAAAAAAAAAAAAAAAAUUCUGAUCCUGUUAUAGCUACGCUAGAAAGCUAAUAACUAAGCAAAUGCUACUUCAGAUUUUUAAUGUAUGUUUUAAAAUAGGUCAAAAGUUUGAGUACACGCAGACCGAAAGUCUGCUGUAUGUCCUCAUACCCAGUGCGAGUCAACCUUCCACUGAGCAAACCAGUUUUUUAUCUCAUUAGCUAGAGGGCUAGCAGUCAAAAGAAAUGGAAUACAGGAAUAUGUGUUUGAACCAUUUGUUAAGCGCACUGUAAAAGAAAAAAAGUAUUGUAGCAUUUAAGCUAGCGGACUUUUGCUAUGUAAGUUAGCCAAUUGUUCUUAUGUUGUACUUAGAUCCUCAUGUAGUUUUUUUUUUUUUUUUAAACCGUUUGAGGCUCAGCUCAUGUAUUUUAAUUUUUCAUAUUUCUUAUCCGAUUACUCGAUCAUUUGAACUAAGUAGUUCAUCGAUUAAUCCACUACUAAAAUAAUCGAUUGCUGCAGCCCUGGUUUAAUGAGUCAGUAGAGUUGAUUUCAACAAGUUGCUUAACUUUUUGUUACGUUUUUGAUAUAAAGGGGUUGUAACUUUUUGCUUAUAGUAACUUACUGUUGCAUGUCAAUAAUUGCAGUAUGAACAGCAACAUUUGUAAACCAGCAGCUCUGCAGAGGAGCAGGGCAAAGUGAUAUCACACCGUUUUUUCCUCACCACUGAUUUUUCAUGUCGUAGCCAGCAGCAAGUAACCUGUUUAUAUUGUCCUUCAUUCUUCAUAGGGAAUUUGUGGAAACCUUGCCUUGCCCAUUUCUUCUGUCCGUUUCCACCGCCUGUAAAGGCACCUCUCACCAUGUUGCCGGCCGUCAGUUAACUCAGCAGACUGCUGCUGCAUUCGAGGAAGGUGGGAAGUCAGAGUUUCCAACCGCUGAUCUGGAAAAAUUUCAUUGUAACGCCUCCACUAUUUGAUGGCUUAUAAGAAGGCAGGUUUGCUGGAGGUCAAAAUGUCUUUUGAUGGCCAAAAUUAAAAAAAAACAACUUGUCGUUAUCAGCCAUCUUUGCUGUUUACAUUUCCUCGGAACGCUUUGAGGUUGCAACUUGUACCCUCCGAGACUUCCCACCUUCCUCGAAUGCAACGUGAGCAUGAGUGGGCGAAGCACUCCUCUAUUGUGGUCUGAAGGGAAUAGUAUUGUUUCUCGUAUUUACCGAGCGACUGUUUGAAUUACCGUAACACACCCAAUAUAAACUAAAUAGCACUUAUAGUUCAAGCAAAACAAACAGAAUAUAGGGCAUAAGAGAUACAUGACGCCUUCUUAUCACAAAGCCCAACGCGUGCAUCAUGCAACUGACUGAGGAAGAUUGACACUGACGAGGCAAGACAUCUAAAAGCCCACGUCUGCACCACCAACUCCUGCAAUCAGUACUUCUGGACAGUCCAGAACAGAUGGCGGGACAUCUUGCCUUGACAAGGAACAUCUGAUAUGGACGAACCCGCGACCGAGAAGUGAACUCUCAGCACUCACGUUGCGCUGAGGUGGCAAAAUCCACAACCAUCUUUGCCCUAACAACGGUAACCCCCCGAAUCCUCCUGUCCAAUCCACAAACAGACAAUCUCAAACACACCCUUCUUCUGCCCACAGCCCGCCCUGCGAGAGCCUUCAAAAAGAUUAUGUUAAACUAAUCAUUGUCAUUUUUCUCGGGAACCUUUCGUUGACUUGUGAUAUGGUAACCUUGGAACAACUCUACGUCCUCGCCUGAGUUGGUUUUGCCUUGCCGUUUGAUUGGUGUCGACCUGAAUAAACUGUCAACUUGUAUUUCGAAGCAUUCUUCCAGCUUUUAAAAUGGAAUCAGUAAGAGGGGUUAAGUCCCACGAGCUAUCAAGCUCCACAACUCCAAUUUAGGUGGGAGGGGGAGGGACAGUACUGCACUAUUAGCACUUUAGCACCUACG
Corythoichthys intestinalis (scribbled pipefish) is the source of this 5900-nucleotide messenger RNA. RefSeq names its product deoxyribonuclease II, lysosomal (gene dnase2). The record is from RefSeq and is a predicted model, not a curated record. Gene Ontology annotation, biological process: apoptotic DNA fragmentation. Gene Ontology annotation, molecular function: deoxyribonuclease II activity. Bases 422 to 1495 code for a protein of 357 amino acids. The transcript has 7 exons. Lineage: Eukaryota; Metazoa; Chordata; Actinopteri; Syngnathiformes; Syngnathidae.